GCGUCGGCACUUCCGCGAUGAACUCAUGUUCGCAGUGCCUGGUCACCGACAAAAUUCUAUAUUCUAAAUUUUUAUAGUUUACAGUUAGAGGCAUUUCCUAUACAAGCUUGGUGCACGUGUAGUGAAGUAUGGAGCCCGGAGAGCACAAUUACAGUAUUGUGUUUCAAUUUGAAAAAGAAUGGCACGAGCGAAAAUUUCUAAAUUACAUGUUGGAACGAUGGACCGACAGUUUUGUAUACUCAGCUGUCUAUGUUAUAUUAGUGUUUGGGGGUCAAUUUUUGAUGAAAAGACGUCCUAAGUAUGAGCUACGUCCUUUUCUGGCUCUAUGGAGUGGAAUAUUAGCACUUUUUAGCAUAGCUGGUGCCAUCAGAACAUGGCCAGAACUGGUGUCUGUAUUGACAAAUCACGGGAUUCAAUAUUCAGUGUGUGUACCCACUUAUUUUAAAGGUGUAACAAGCUUCUGGUCAUUUAUGUUCACAGUUUCCAAAGUCUACGAACUAGGGGAUACAAUAUUCAUUGUUUUGAGAAAGCAACCCCUUAUAUUUCUGCAUUGGUAUCACCAUAUAACUGUUUUAAUCUAUGUCUGGUAUAGUUACACUGAUCACACAGCUCCUGGUAGAUGGUUCAUGGUCAUGAACUAUACAGUGCAUGCUUUCAUGUACUCGUACUAUGCUCUUCGUGCUCUGCAAAUUCGAUUUCCAAAGUUUGUCAACAUGAUUAUUACAUCUUUACAGCUGACGCAAAUGAUUAUAGGAGUACUUAUCAACAUUUGGAUCUAUAGGAUAAAGGGAAGAGGUGAAUUUUGUCAACAAAGUUAUGAAAACUUAUUGUACUCUUCUGCAAUGUACUUUACAUACUUUGUUUUAUUCGCACACUUCUUUUAUACAACAUAUCUUUCAAAACCUUCACAUCGGCAAAAAGGAGAUUAAUGACACAGUGUAUUAGACUUAAAAUAAGGACACUUUUAUUACCUGGACAAAGCUUUUCAAAUAAGAAAAUAAACUUUGGUCACCGAAUUACUUUUGGUAUCAUGUGAUUGGAAAAUAAACAAAACAAACGAGCUUCUGUUUAUACUUUUAUUAGUUAAAAUUACGUGCACAAUCAGGGGGUGGGGAAUGUUAAAAAAUUUAAUGAAUAGCAAUAGGUGAGCACUGCAUGUAGAUCUAGAUCUAGGUGUUUUACAUUAUUUGAGUCAAAAGAGGAUAUCUCAUUUUGUUAAAGGGAGUAAAAGCUAAAUUUGUGUACAGUGUUAUAAAUAAUUUGCUUACAUGUUUUUUGUUUCAUUUAUUAUAGUUAACUUUCCAGGUUUCAAACAGUUGCCUUACUUUUUUUCAGUUGUAGUGAUUAGUAAAAUAAUUGUUUAAAAAAGU
Molecule: messenger RNA, 1370 nt
Organism: Physella acuta
Lineage: Eukaryota; Metazoa; Mollusca; Gastropoda; Physidae
Product: elongation of very long chain fatty acids protein 6
Biological process (GO): very long-chain fatty acid biosynthetic process; sphingolipid biosynthetic process; fatty acid elongation, monounsaturated fatty acid
Cellular component (GO): endoplasmic reticulum membrane
Molecular function (GO): fatty acid elongase activity
Source: RefSeq, a predicted model, not a curated record